Molecule: messenger RNA, 1230 nt
Organism: Clonostachys byssicola
Lineage: Eukaryota; Fungi; Ascomycota; Sordariomycetes; Hypocreales; Bionectriaceae
Source: the annotation of a GenBank genome assembly
AUGGCUGGCCCACCUCCGCUGAAAGGCAUCAAGGUCGUGGAGUUUGCAGGUCUUGCUCCAGGCCCCUUUGCCGGCAUGCUCCUCGCCGAGGCCGGCGCCUCCGUCCUCCGCGUCGACCGCGCCGUCCCCGGCCAGACGCACACCCCGGGCGAGCAAGCCCCUCCCACCAACGACAUGCUCUGCAGGCACAAGAGCUCCAUCGCCGUCAACCUCAAGGACCCGGCGGGCGUGGCGCUGGUGAGGGAGCUCGUGUCCAAAUCGGACGUGCUCAUCGACCCGUUCCGCCCGGGGGUGCUGGAGAAGCUGGGCCUGGGACCGGACGCCCUCCUGCAGCUCAACCCGCGGCUCGUCUACGGCCGCAUGACGGGCUUCCGCAGGGACGGGAGGUACGCGGCCAUGGCGGGCCACGACAUCAACUACCUCGCCGUCUCGGGGGUGCUCGGCCUGCUGGGCCGGGACGGGGAGAAGCCGCACCCGCCGUGGAACAUCCUCGCCGACUUCGCGGGCGGCGGCGCGACGCUGUUCCAGGGCGUGCUCAUGGCGCUCCUCUCGAGGAAUAGCUCGGGCCGGGGCCAAGUCGUCGAGGCGAACAUGGUCGACGGGAGCUCGUACCUGGCCACGUUCCCGCGGCUGGCGCUCAAGACGCCCAUGGGGAACCGGGGCCGCGGGAGGAACGUGCUCGACGGCGGGUGUCCGUGGUACGACACGUACGAGACGAAGGACGGGAAAUACAUGUCGGUGGGCGCGCUGGAGCCGCAGUUCUUCGCCGAGCUCGUUCGGGGGCUCGGGCUGGGCGGGCAGGGUUGGGAGGAGGACCGGGCGGACGAGGCGAGGUGGCCGGAGCUGAGGGCUCUGUUCGAGGAGCGGUUCCGGAGCAGGACGAGGGCGGAGUGGGAGGCCGUGUUUGACGGGACCGAUGCGUGCUGCGUGCCGGUGCUGGAGUAUGAGGAGCUGGAGAAGGGAGGGGCGAGGGAGGGGGAUCAGCGGCCGGCGGUUACGCUGCGCGAGACGCCGUGCCUGGCGGUGGCGGAGGGUGUGAGCCCAGGGCAGGCGGGCACUCAUGGCCAAGGAGCUGGGACGCCAGGUGAUGGGUACGAGGGUUUUGCCUUGGGAGCUGGGGAGGGUGGUGAGGAGGCCCUGCGGCAGUGGGUUGGCUGGUCCAAGGGGAAGGAGUACGAUGUUUCCAAGGGGGGUUUAGUAUGGAAGAAGCAAAUGACGUCCAAGUUGUAG